Molecule: messenger RNA, 1673 nt
Organism: Rana temporaria (common frog)
Lineage: Eukaryota; Metazoa; Chordata; Amphibia; Anura; Ranidae
Exons: 3
Coding region: 402-1415 (337 amino acids)
Biological process (GO): regulation of transcription by RNA polymerase II
Cellular component (GO): transcription regulator complex; nucleus
Source: RefSeq, a predicted model, not a curated record
UAAGGCCCCUUUCACAUUGAGGCGUUAUUACAGCGUUUUUGCGCUAAAAUUACCGCCUAAAUACCGCAAUUAAAACGCCCCCCAUGUAUCACUGUCUAUCCUUUCACACUGAGGCGUUUGGCUGGCUGUGCGUUGAAAAAAGUCCUGCAUACCGCUUUUUUGGAGCAACUUUUGUGCGCCCAAAAUAGCGCUGUAAAAACGCAUAUUCCCAUUGAAAUGAAUGGGUACCGCUAUAAAACAGCGGUAAAAACGCGGUAAUACAGCGUUAAAAAAUUACCAGAAGCUGUUGGAGGAAGUGGAAAGGUCACAUGACCGCAGUAGAGUGAAGCAUUCUGGGAAACCAGGAAAUCCUGUAGGAGAGGAGACAAGCGAGAGAGAGAGAGAAGACACCUCAUUUGAAAAUGGAAAAUCAACCUGCUAUUCAACCAUCUGCUGAACAAGCAAGUAAUGAAGCAUCUUCAGGAAGUGGAGAACCAGAAGAGUUUAUAGACACUGUCCGCAGGCACCCAGAACUUUGGGACAAAAGAAAUGACUGGUAUGCAAACCGUCAGAAGAAAGUAGCUGGGUGGGAAGAUGUGGCUAGUCACCACAUAAAAAAUUGGAAGACACUGUCUCCUGCCAGAAAAGCAGAAAAAAUGAAACUCGUGAAAAAAAGAUGGAAGGCCUUAAGAGAUAACUUUAAGCGGGAAUUAUUAAAACAACAGCAGACUAAAAGUGGUUCUGGAUCCAAAAAAGGACGAAUUUAUUGCCACUACUUAGAACUAGAGUUUUUAAAACCAGUGAUGGAAGAGAGACAAACUGAAAACAAUUUCACCAGUGAUAGUGAAGAUGAGGUAAUUUCGCAAACUCAUGGGUCUACUUCACAAGAAAAUCACCAAUUUGAAGAGGAUGUGGAUUUGGAUGACAGAGAGACUCCAUUGCCCCCACGAAAAAACACCAUGAGAUCAAAAAAUAAUAAAAAGAGGGACACUCAAGAUUUUAUAGAUGUAGUUAAAAACCUGAUCGAAACCAACAAAGCGGAGAAUAAUGAGAUCACAUCCUUCACAAAAAGCCUGGCUCCGCACAUCACAGAAGUUCGAAAAGAUUUACAGUGUGAUCUAAUGAUCGAUAUAUUAAAAAUUAUUAAAGAUUAUCAAAUAAAAAGUAAUUGCGCUCCUGCUGUACACAGCCAUCCCAUGCCGAACCAAAGCCAGCCAUUUAGGCCGAGUAACCAAUGGGAGGGUUCUGGCUUUAGACCAAUCGCAAAUCCCCAAUUCAACAACAGAUAUUCGGCCCCUUAUGAUAUGCCCCAUACUUAUCAUAUGGAACAUCAUAAUACUCCUCCUCUCCCUCCUCCUCCUCCUCCCACUACUCCUCAGGCAGGCAGCAGUAGGGAGGAUAUUAACUCACGCCCCUAUUACCACGACCUUGGUUAGGUUAAAAUUUUUGUUGGAUUUGUUAUUGAAAUAUUUUGUUUACAAUAUUGAUAAAUAUUGCCCGGUCUUUCUAUGUUAAUGGUUCAUGCGAGAUAUUCUCCAAGUUAACAGUUUAGUUCAUAAAAGAUAGUUGAAAAGUGUAAUGUUCAUUAUUAAAGAAUUAUAUGAGAAACGUUUUCUAAAUAAUAUAUUGUAUUAUAAAAUUCCAUUCCAAAAAAGUUGUAUAUUUGUUAUUUAAAAUAAAAUUAUAUACAUUGA